Paramecium octaurelia is the source of this 396-nucleotide messenger RNA. NCBI's taxonomy places the organism in Eukaryota, Ciliophora, Oligohymenophorea, Peniculida, Parameciidae. The record is from the annotation of a GenBank genome assembly.
AUGUAGAAAUCAAGUGUUGGUCCUAAAUUACUGCUCUAACUAACCAUAAGAGUAGGGCCAUAUGAUGAUACUGUGCCAGAUGAACAGUUUUGCUAAGGGUUCGAUCAAACUAGCAUAAUCAAAGAAUAACAAAGGUAUGAUGCAAAAGGAAGACAGAUAGCAAAAGGCAAAAAUUACUCAAUAGAAUUUGAUAACUAUGUCACAAUUUGUGUUUAUGACCCAAACGAUGAAGUCUUAUAAAUCAAGGAAACUCUUUCUCAAAUUUCCAAUCUUGAUAUGAUGAAGAUUAACUUCAGAAACCAGCAUAAUAUGAACAACAAAUAAUAAUAAACUGACUAAUAAAUAAGGCCAAUUUUGAAAAGAAAAAACUCACCACAUCCGAAUAUCUAGAGAUGA